AUUGAGUUACAGUACUUAUUGAUAUCACUAGUGAAACAGAGCAGAAGAAAAUUCCAUCAUUUGAAACUUUUAGAUGUGCAAUAAUUAUCUGAUUCUUAUUUGUCUCUGAUACGUCACACAAAGACAUUCGUGUAGUUCUUAUUUAUUAUGUACUCCUCAAGGGAAGUAAUUAUUAUACAUGUUGGUUAUCCUGAUAUGCAGUCACAGUAUAACUACUUCUGCUCAUGCUCGGAAGAACAAAUUUUAGCGCCUUUACGUAUGAUGCUUGAAAUGUAAACAUAGGAUUUUGUUCAGUAUUUAAAAAUGAUGACUAGUGUAUCUGAAUAUGAAUUACUCCGCAACAAAAAUGUAAAAGAAAGGGAAGCAUUAUUUUCUACAUUGUUCAAGGAGUUAAAAGAUCUAAGUGAACCACUCAAGAAAUCAGCCCAGGUCAACUCUUUUAAUUUAUCUCGGGAAGGAACAGCUCCAAGGCAGCGUCACACUUAUUUUAAUGUCUUUCCUACAACACGCUCUGUUCGGAUUAGACGUUCAGCAAGACUUAAACGGCUGAAAGAUGAUGAAUAUGUCUGUGAUGAAGAAGAUAGUGAUGAAUCAGAUGAAGAUGAUUAUGUCAGUAAUGACAAUCUGGAUAUGAAAAAUCGUCUGAUUGUGUGCUUUCCAUGUCAGUACAAGUUCAGAGUGGAUAUUUCCUGUAAUGAAGUUAUUGAUGUGUGGGAAGGAAAUGAGAGUGAGGAAUCAUCAGGCGAGGAAGAGCUCUUACCUCAGAGACAGAUCAACAGACGCUUGGCAGAUGUACCAGUUGUCCUUAACCCUGAGGAGGUGACAGAAGCUGACAUCAGAAAUGUUGCUCAGAAAAGUGGGGGAAAGACAUAUUCUUCAGAACAUGGCACAUGCUGUCAUCAGUGCAGGCAGAAAACAUUGGACACCAAAACAAUGUGUCGAUCUGGUAGCUGUGUGGGUGUUCGAGGUCAGUUCUGUGGGCCGUGCCUCAAGAACAGAUAUGGAGAGAGUGCUGAGAAGGCUUUGAAAGAUCCGGACUGGGCUUGUCCACCAUGCCGUGGAUUGUGUAACUGUUCCAUUUGUCGUACAAGGGAAGGUAAAAGACCAACAGGAAUUUUGGUUCCAUUUGUUAAAAGCGAAGGUUACAGUAGUGUGAAAGAGUACCUGCAGUUUGAAGAAGAAUGACACAGUAUUAAUAGAUACGCACUUAGAUAUACUUACAGCAUUUGUUGUGAUACAUAUCUUUGUACUGAAUUGUUUCUGUGUUGCCAUAUUUUAAUGAACAAUGUACAGUCCCUUUAUUUUUAUAAGAUCUGCAUUUUUAGGAGGACAGGCUAUAAAUUAUUAUUCACAUCAUUCUUUGGUUUUGAAUGGAAUGGGCUUAGUGUAAUACAAUGGAUAACAUUGUACUUAAGACAGAGACUGAAGAAUCUUUGAGUUAACUAUUUUCUUAAACAUGACACCAUGAGCAUAUAAAUCUAAUGGCAUAAUUUAUGAAGGGGUGAGAACUUUUUAGAUACAUAUUAGAAAUUACUCAUGUUGCAUAAGUUUAAUAUAACACGUGCUAAUUUUAUUGGUAGUUAUCAUAUGCUUCACAGGUUCUCAAUGAGUUCAUUAGCACUGUAAACAUCUUUAACUAAUCCCAGUAAACGAUAGUUGGCUGAACUAAAUGCUGUCUCCACCUUGGAGAUUUAUGUGAGGCAAUCACUUCACUUCAUGUAGUAAGAUAUACCCACUCAUAACUUGCAAU
Zootermopsis nevadensis is the source of this 1750-nucleotide messenger RNA. RefSeq lists its product as uncharacterized. Lineage: Eukaryota; Metazoa; Arthropoda; Insecta; Blattodea; Termopsidae. Gene Ontology annotation, cellular component: nucleus. Gene Ontology annotation, biological process: regulation of DNA-templated transcription. The record is from RefSeq and is a predicted model, not a curated record.